UGAUUUCAAAAUUCUCACACCAGUUUCGUUAUCUUUUCUUCGCCGCCAGAAAUUAAUUAUUUUCAAAUUGAUCCCACUAAAAUGGAUUAUUCAGAAAAUGUUCCAUCUUAUGAUCAAAACGAAAAUCUCACCCCUGUUGCACCAUCACCUCCUUCUUCUUCUUCGUACUUGACAAGAGAUCAAGAGCAUGGGAUUAUGGUCUCUGCUUUGCGUCAAGUGAUAUCUAAUUCAGGAAGUGACACCUCAUCAUCUCACUCGAUCGCCGGGGAAGCUCUUCCGCAUCCGGACGCUGGCCCUUGUCCUCUAUGCGGCGUCACUGGUUGCUUCGGCUGCGCAUUCCAACAUGGGAAAGAAGAGAUUAAGAGAGAGAAGAAGCACAAAGGAGUGAGGAAAAAGCCAUCAGGUAAAUGGUCGGCAGAAAUAUGGGAUCCGACUUUGAGGGUAAGGACGUGGCUUGGAACGUUUUCCACGGCAGAGAUGGCAGCGCAAGCUUACGAUGAUGCAGCGGCUGGGCUUGUCGGGAGAGGACUAGAGAGACGUGGCACAAAGAAUGGAGAAAGAAGCCAGGAGGGAGAUGGUUGAGAAAAGUAUAUAGGAGAAUCGGAUUCGAGGUGUUAUACGUCAAGAAAAUUAUUGCUCACGA
Molecule: messenger RNA, 643 nt
Organism: Arabidopsis arenosa
Lineage: Eukaryota; Viridiplantae; Streptophyta; Magnoliopsida; Brassicales; Brassicaceae
Source: the annotation of a GenBank genome assembly